AUGGAAACAAUUCCAAUGGCUGGCAAUCAUGCAAAGGCCCCUGUAGAGAGUGGGAUUCCCAGUUCGCGUCGCCCAUUUCCUUGCGAUGAAUGCCCGAAAAUGUUCACUAGAAAUGAAAAUCUGCGACGACACAAGCGCGCCCGCCAUCGCCGUGCCCAGAGCCAUGAUUUCAAAUGCGAUGGCUGUCAUGCUGUGUUUGCCCGAAGCGACGUAUUCAAACGGCACCGUGAUCGUUGCCCGGUAGAGGUAUCGAAUAAUCAUACAUCUCGACCGCAAACGAAUUUGCAGCAGAGCUAUCAGGCAACGGGCCCUACAACAGCGCUCUUAUCGACGACUGAGGCGCCGGCCGCGAGUCUAAGAUCUGGUGAUCAGUUCUGGGAGGCACACGGCUCCUUUGCUACUGACUUUCCGCGAGAAUUCCUAUUGCCAUCGCCGGUAAACCACCAUCACUUGGCUGAAAAUGUCAAGAACUAUUUUGAGCAUUUCCAUCCAUCUCUGCCUUUGUUACAUCGGCCCACAUUUACAGUAGCAUCAGCACCGAAGCUCUUGCUCGAUGCUGUGAGUCUGAUAGGUAGCUUAUAUUCGACCAUUCCAUGCAGCGAUGAAGAGGUCCAAGCUCGUGCGCAUUGGCGUAGGGAUGCGUGGCAAAGUGGACAGCUGGAGCUUCGGAAUAUGAUCCUCAACGAAUGCCGCGACAUACGGAAACCCUGGGUCAUGCAAACCUGGAUCCUUUACAUAAUAUACGGGGUCUAUGCAGGAGAAACAACUCAGUUCCAAACAGCACGAGCGAUGUUGCGGCAAAUUGUUGAUGCUAUACGCGAGGUCGGUCUCUCCCAUCAAGAGAUUGCCAUGCCUGAGUCACAAUCCUGGUUGUAUGACCUCGAUUAUCCCCGCGGAGAUGAAUCACAAACACUCUAUGCUCGAUGGACCUCCUACAUAACCGCUGAGUCCACGCGAGUGGCGCUCUAUACGCUAAUAUUCCUGGACUCACACGUGUUCGUCCCCUGCAAUUUUCGGCCAUUAAUGUCGUCCAUGGAACUUGGAUGGGAGCUUCCUUUUCCCACCAAACUCUGGGAGGCCAAAGACCCUGAAAUAUGGAUCCGGAGGUUCAACGAAUAUUUUGGGGUCUCUGGAUUUACAUUUACCAACGAUCUACUUCACCGGCCACGCGGGCUAGCGGCAGCGUCCUUGACGAUGGCGACGCAGCAGCUCAUGACCGAAGCUCCCGGGACCGAGAUAUCCUCCGUCCUCGAAGCAUCCCCACUGGCGGCAUUCUGCGUGCUAGCAAACCUGGAUACACUGGUGCGGGACUUCACAAGGUGUUACUACCAAAUGCCACCCAGCUAUUCUGACCCAAAUCCAUUUCACAUUUUGACUCAAAGUCAGACCAAGAGUGUUCAUAUGGCAAUACGCAACAUCGGGAAAAUUGUGAAAGACAUGGCUUCCACGAGUGACAGUCCGCAAUAUCUCCUAUGGCGAACAAAUGAGCUCUUUCUUGUUUCCCUACAGGUCAGUUUAUGCCGACCUGAUCAGCUGCUGAUUGGAGGCAUCGUCGACAAUAGCCUGAUUGCCGGCAUGGCUGCCUCGACCCAUCUGAUGAGAGGCAACUUUGUCGCAGUCCGACGAUCUGCGCCCUUGUUGGCACCUCGUCCGGGCGGCAAUGAAGGAGUGCUCGCUUUACUCAGUGAGCUUUCUGCGGCACUCGCCAGCAUUUAUGGCGUGAACUCGGAAAAGGUUGCCUAUGAAGCGCCUUGGGUCACAGUUACCAGCUAUGGGAUCCUUCUGUGUAUUUGGGGAGCGCUCAGGCGUGCCACUACCGAGAUUCGUGACCACUUGAAUACGUUCAACCAGCUCCCCCGGACAUCCGAGCCGUGCAUAUUGAUUUUCAACACACUCAUGGAGGCCACCCUGCUCUACUCUUCGACCACUAGACAUAAUCGGGAUAAUCGCGAUCCACGCUUGUGGUCUCCAGAUCGUGACGCCUUCUCUUCUCUAUUAAGGGAAGGCCAAUUGAUGUUUGCGGAUCUGGUCAAGGCUUUCUGUCGGCAGCGAUUUGUGUGGAGCAUUGGGCCGUCGAUGUUGGCUGUACUGCGAGAACUUCCUGACGACGCCAGUUGUGGCUCAGAGUAAAUGGAGCAUGUGGAGCUCCACUUGCCCAAUGCCUCUGGCCACCCCUUUCGCUCCAUGCCCCACUUGGGCAAUCUACGACUUCUGGCCCGGACCCAUUUAAGACUACUACAUGAGCUCAGUGCACAUACUGCAUACUCUUCUCAG
Molecule: messenger RNA, 2274 nt
Organism: Aspergillus caelatus
Lineage: Eukaryota; Fungi; Ascomycota; Eurotiomycetes; Eurotiales; Aspergillaceae
Exons: 7
Coding region: 1-2130 (709 amino acids)
Biological process (GO): regulation of transcription by RNA polymerase II; DNA-templated transcription
Cellular component (GO): chromatin
Molecular function (GO): DNA-binding transcription factor activity, RNA polymerase II-specific; RNA polymerase II cis-regulatory region sequence-specific DNA binding; zinc ion binding
Source: RefSeq, a predicted model, not a curated record